Messenger RNA from Corvus hawaiiensis (hawaiian crow), 2156 nucleotides. RefSeq names its product AAR2 splicing factor (gene AAR2). Gene Ontology annotation, biological process: spliceosomal tri-snRNP complex assembly. The record is from RefSeq and is a predicted model, not a curated record. The transcript has 3 exons. Lineage: Eukaryota; Metazoa; Chordata; Aves; Passeriformes; Corvidae. Bases 59 to 1204 code for a protein of 381 amino acids.
AUCCGGGCAGGGCCGCUCGGUGCCCGGUGGCGGCGGGGCCGUUCGGAGCGGCGCGGCCAUGGCGGCCCUGCGGCAGGACCCCGAGCUGGCCCGGCAGCUCUUCUUCGAGGGCGCGGCCGUGGUGGUGCUGGACGUGCCCGAGGGCACCGAGUUCGGCAUCGACUACAGCGCGUGGGCCGUGGGGCCGCGGUUCCGCGGCGUGAAGAUGGUGCCGCCGGGGCUGCACUUCGUGCACUGCAGCGCGGCCGGCGCCGGCGGGCGGGACGCGGGGCCGCGCUCCGGCCGCUUCCUCAGCCUGCGGCGCCGCGAGGUGCGGGUGCUGCGCUGGGACCCCGCGGGCGAGGCCGUGCGGCCCGAGCCCCCCGAGCAGGGCGAGGCGCUGCGGGACAGCCUGCGGGAGCUGGACCCCUUCCUGGGGCCCUACCCCUACGAGACGCUGAAGAAGUGGGUGUCGCUGAGCAACUUCAUCAGCGAGGCGGCGGCCGAGGAGCUGCAGCCGGAGAGCGGCCAGAUCUGCGCCUUCGCCGAGGUGCUGCCCGAGGCGGCGGGGCGGCACACGCGGGACCGCGCCGGACAGCGCCGGCCGCCGCUGGGCGCCGAGUGCCGCAGCUACGCCGAGGGCCUGGCCCGGCUGCCCCGCAUGCGGCCGCGGGCCGGCACCCAGAUCCGCUUCUCCGAGCUGCCCCGGCAGGCCUUCCCCGACGGGGCCACCCCCGAGGAGAUCACCCGGCACAGCAUGGACCUGAGCUACGCCCUGCAGCGCGUGAUGGAGCAGCGCUACCCCGGCCGGCCGCUGGGCCUGCUCGCUGAGCUGCAGUUUGCCUUCAUCUGCUUCCUGAUUGGGAACGUGUAUGAUGCCUUUGAGCACUGGAAAAGACUCCUGAACAUCCUGUGCCGAUCAGAGGAGGCCAUAGGGAAGUACCAAGACCUUUACAUCAACCUCAUUUCCGUGCUGUAUCACCAGCUCAACGAAAUCCCAGCAGACUUUUUUGUGGACAUUGUCUCCCAGGACAACUUUUUAACCAGCACCUUACAGGUGCUGUUCUCCUGCACGUGCAGCUCUGCUGUGGAUGAGACUCUGAGGAAAAAGGCUGAAAAGUUCAAGGCUCACCUAACAAAGAAAUUCAAAUGGGACUUUGAGGCAGAGCCUGAUGACUGUGCCCCUGUGGUGGUGGAGCUGCCUGAGGGUGUGCAGGUGGACUGAGACAAAGGGUCCUUCAGGAGCAAACAGCUUUUAAAAUGACCCUUUCCUCCUCUUCUCCAACCUUGCCAGCUUCUUAAGAGAUGCUUCUGAAGCUGAUCCUCUUUCUGCUGGAGAAGCAGAUGUGGGAAACCCAGGAGGAUGCUGAGCUUUGUGAGGAGACCAGACAUGUUGGAGGACUUUGAGUGUUGCCACGUGGCUGCUUCGGACACCUUGGGGUUUUCCCAGCCCUUCUGCAGCAUCUCCUCACAGAACAUAACACCACAUUCAAAGUCACAGAAUCAUUAAAGCUUCAAAAGACCUUUCAAUAUCACAGAGUUCAGCCCUCAAUCUAACACUGCCAAGAUCCUCCUGCACUCAGCUGUCCUCUGCAUCCCUGCUCCCAUCUCCUGCUGGGCUGGGGCUGAUGCCCUGCCUGGAGAGCACCUGUGGUGUAGGGGUGUAAGCCCACUGAGUGGUUCUGGCAGCCCAAACCCAGGCUGUGAACUGAAGUUCAGCUCUUGUGGGCUCGUGUUGCACUGGUGUGACCACGACUGUUGCGCUGCUGUGUGGGGUGCUCACUCUGAUUUAUCUGUUGGGGAGGUGGCUCAAAGCCACGGCAAAAUUCCUUCAGUUUCGUACACCCAACACCUCAGUGUCUCAUUCCUGUUCCUCCCAUUCUGUUAAACCCUUUUGUAUUUGCUGCUGCCACUGUUUUACCUGGUGUAAAAGAACGUGGAUAGUUUGGUGACAGGAAAUAGUUACUGGACUGUACUCGCCCAGGUGUUAAAGAGCAGAGCCAGCAUGAGAUAAAGGAUCAGAUUUCCACAUGAACUGGAUCCCCUGUUUUGUUAUAACUGGAAAUCCUAUGGUUUUGCUCAAAAACAGUGACUGAAAAUUAACAGUUUGUGAUGGUCGGGUUCCCAUUAUGAACUGCACUUUUAGCAGCUGAGAAAAGAAUAUAUUUGUACUUCCA